AUGAAGUUCUCCCAUAUCAUCAACUACAUCAUCGAUCGUCACGUACCAAAACGCUCAGCAGCCACUGACCUACGUGCUCCCUGGGUCACGACAGAGUUGCUACAAAUGAAAGCAAUCAAGAACAAAGCCCUCCGCUACUACUUGAGGAACAAGUCUCUCCACGCCAAAAACCAAUAUCGCAAACUUAACGCGGCUUAUAAAAAAGUAUGCACGCGUUGUUACCAGGGCUACCUUAUCCGGAUUCAGCGUGGCUUUAAAACUAGACCCAAAUCGUUUUGGCAGUACAUUAAGGUCCAACGGAAAGAAUCGGGCCUACCGUCCUACAUGUUUUUGGAAGACAAGUCGGCAACCUCGGACCUUGAUAUCUGUAACCUCUCCGCUGACAAAUUCCGUAGUACUUUUGAUUCUGGUUCAAUAUCCACGGACCAGUUGACUAUUGCGGCUAGUAACGUUCCACGUCAGUGCACUUCCUUUCAUCACAUCGUAAUCGAUGAAGAUACCAUCUUGAAGGCGACUGCUAAGCUGAAAUCCAGUGUUUCUGCAGGUCCGGAUGGCAUUCCAGCGACUUUCCUAAAACAAUAUUUAUCACAUAUGCUGACUUCUAUAAAAAGAAUCUUCCAAGCAUCGCUCACGGAAUCCACGUUCCCUUCCAUUUGGAAAGAGGCUUAUAUGUUCCACGUCCACAAAAAAGGUGACAGAAAGAACGUUAAAAAUUAUCGCGGUAUUUCUGCCCGCUCUACUACAACAAACAUAUUGCCGUUCACAUCUUUCGUGCAAGACAGCUUUGCCAAAGGAUCUCAAACCGACGUAAUCUACACCGACCUGACCGCAGCUUUCGACAAGGUAAACCACAAAAUAGCCAUAGCCAAACUAGAUCGUAUCGGUAUUUGCGGCUCUUUACUGGAAUAG
Molecule: messenger RNA, 909 nt
Organism: Uranotaenia lowii
Lineage: Eukaryota; Metazoa; Arthropoda; Insecta; Diptera; Culicidae
Exons: 2
Coding region: 1-909 (302 amino acids)
Source: RefSeq, a predicted model, not a curated record